Messenger RNA from Spodoptera exigua (beet armyworm), 912 nucleotides. The record is from the annotation of a GenBank genome assembly. NCBI's taxonomy places the organism in Eukaryota, Metazoa, Arthropoda, Insecta, Lepidoptera, Noctuidae.
AUGUGGUGUAUUAUACUAUACUACAUCGUAGUCAUUGUGCGCCAAGUGUCUACCAACGUGUUCCCAUUCCGCUCUGCAAUGGUCACGUCAAACGUUUACAGAACAAAUAUGAUGCAUCCUGUCCGGUUCGGGCAGCCCUCACCACCGCCAGUACAGCUACAGUCGAGACAGAAGCCUGUGUGUGGACCUGUUCCUUUCCCCGGCUGUGAACCACCUACUACUUGUGUAGAAAAUUUAUCACCAUUACACAGGAACCACCAGCGUGUGUGCUACACCAUCCGGAGGUGGCCGAAUACAGUACAACAUAUGAUGGUGUCCGUGCCCCAAGUGCAGAGAUACUCUCCCAUGAUGCCCCCAGUACUAAGGCAGAUGCCGCCACAAGCCACGAUGCCACAAGCCAUGAUCACAAACCGAAUGGUUGUGCUUCAGCCGAGGUCACCUCAACAGUUAAGACCUCAAAUGAUAGUUUCGCAAAAUGUUCAGCCACCACAAAAUGUGUACAAACAAUUCAAUAACUAUAAAAUGGAAAAAAAAUUCCAACAAAAUAUGACGUUGUCACCCCGUCUUGGGAUGCAGAGAUCCCGGAUCCCAGCUACUCCGGAAGUGACACUACAGUCGUAUUUCUAUCCUAGAGUGGAGAAUGACUACCCAAUCCUUAUGCCGCUUAAAAAUGAGAAAACAAACAAGACAAUGGAGGUGAGCACCGCCCCGCCCUCCCCCACCCCUCCUGUGACCACCACCAGCACCAUGCCUCCGUUCCCGGGCGGAGUGAUGCCUGACUCGGACGACAACGACGAGCCGUUCCUGCUGUGCGCUGGCGGCAAGGCCAAAUGUAACAAAUAUCUCUGGACCACUAAAAAGAAGAAUCACAGCAAGAAAACCACGAAAGCUUUGUUAUUAUGGACUAUUUAA